Molecule: messenger RNA, 1570 nt
Organism: Xiphias gladius (swordfish)
Lineage: Eukaryota; Metazoa; Chordata; Actinopteri; Istiophoriformes; Xiphiidae
Gene: ren
Product: renin
Exons: 9
Coding region: 53-1240 (395 amino acids)
Biological process (GO): angiotensin maturation
Molecular function (GO): aspartic-type endopeptidase activity
Source: RefSeq, a predicted model, not a curated record
UACUGCCUUCAUCACUGCCCUGCAUUUUUAGCUUGCCAUCAGAGAAGUCCCCAUGGCAUUACUGAUGAAUUACCUGAUGUGUUUGGUUGCUCUAUCACUGACAGUGACCACAAGCCAUGCUUUGAGAAGAAUCACCCUGAAGAAGAUGCCAUCUAUCAGAGAGACACUGCGGGAGAUGGGUGUUUCUGUAGAGCAAGUGUUGACUGAGCUGGCCCAGGAGAGCAAAGUCCACAACAACGGGACUGUUCCCACACCUCUAACCAACUACUUGGAUACUCAGUACUUUGGGGAAAUCAGUAUUGGCUCUCCGGCCCAGAUGUUCAACGUGGUGUUUGACACAGGCUCAGCCAACCUGUGGGUGCCCUCGCAAAGCUGCUCACCUUUCUCCACCGCCUGUUUUACUCACAACAGGUAUGAUGCUUCUAAAUCCUGGACUUAUGUUGAGAAUGGAACCGGAUUUUCCAUCCAGUACGCCUCUGGAAAUGUCAGGGGUUUUCUGAGUGAAGAUGUGGUCGUGAUCGGGGGUAUUCCUGUGGUGCAGGUGUUUGCUGAAGCCACCUCUCUGUCUGCCAUGCCCUUCAUCUUCGCAAAGUUUGAUGGAGUCCUGGGGAUGGGUUACCCCAAUUCGGCCAUUGAUGGCAUCACUCCGGUGUUUGACCGCAUCAUGUCUCAGCAUGUCCUCAAGGAAGAGGUGUUCUCUGUCUACUACAGCAGGGAUCCAAAACACUCCCCAGGUGGAGAGCUGGUCCUCGGCGGCACAGACCCAAACUACUACACUGGAAACUUUAACUAUAUGGACACGAGAGAGAUGGGAAAAUGGGAAGUUACGAUGAAAGGUGUUUCUGUUGGAACGGAGACGGUGUUUUGUGCAGAAGGCUGCACAGCUGUGAUCGACACGGGCUCUUCAUACAUCACAGGCCCAGCCUCCUCUGUGUCUGUGCUGAUGAAAACCAUCGGAGCACAGCUGGAUGAAAGUGGAUACAAAGUCAACUGUGACACAGUCAAGAUGUUGCCCAGUGUCACCUUCCACCUGGGUGGCCAGGAGUACUCACUCACUCAGGAAGAUUACAUCUUAUGGCAAUCACAGAUCGAAGGGGAUGUCUGCACCGUCACAUUCAGGGGCUUGGAUGUGCCGCCCCCUACAGGUCCCAUCUGGAUUCUGGGGGCUAACUUCAUUGCCCGCUACUACACAGAGUUUGACCGUCGCAAUAAUCGGAUAGGCUUUGCUACAGCAGUCUGACAGGAAGUUAAACAUUAGCUGUGCCUGAUUUCCUCCAUUAUUUUUGCUGCUAUCUCCCAAAAUUUUCUUGAUACUUCUUUGUCCAAUCCUCCCCUCCUUUGCAUUUUAUGAAAAUUCAUGAUCGAAAUAAGUCUGUUUUUAUAAAAAAUAGUAAAGAGUGCACAUAAAGGAAAUCAUCCUCACAUUUCUCGCAAAUCCUGAUCUUCUAUUAUAUACUAUAUUUUGUACCAGUUGCACUGAACACCCUCUGAACAUGUUUUUAUUUGUAAGCAUUUAACAGCAAAUUUGUGUGUGAGUCUGCUGACUACUAUCAUAAAGCAAUCCAUAUCU